UAUUUUUUUCUUUUUAUCUCUACUACAAUGGAGUUUGUGAUUUUGGAAGGAGAGGUGAGUUUGAAAGAGGAGCAAGUGUUAGUGUCAAAGCAGCUACAUCUGAUAUCGUCUGAAACGCAAACGCUGAACAGAAGAGCCGUUCUAAACCGCAUCCGCAACCACAAAUGUAUUCACAAAAUCAAGAGUCUUCUCCACACCACCGCGGCUAAUGACGGAGCCACCGUCGAUGCUGAUCAUUAUCGGUGGAUUGAUAGUGGCGAUGUCUUCUCUUGUCCGUGAAAUGGGCAGAGACUUUGACACGUGUAUGUCACGAGUGUGUUUGUGAUUCUCUCUUGUCUCUAAUAUCCAAAUACAAGUUGUGUUAUAUGUAACUCUUUCUAGUGAGUAAGUGAUCAUCAUAAAAUUGUAGUU
Messenger RNA from Arabidopsis lyrata subsp. lyrata, 411 nucleotides. RefSeq lists its product as uncharacterized. Lineage: Eukaryota; Viridiplantae; Streptophyta; Magnoliopsida; Brassicales; Brassicaceae. The transcript has a single exon. Bases 28 to 279 code for a protein of 83 amino acids. The record is from RefSeq and is a predicted model, not a curated record.